GAACGUAGACACGAGACAGUCUGAUAGACCUCCUUGUGCAAGCUUGUUCAGUGUCCGUGGGCACUAGUUUACUCGCUCUGUAAAUCAGUUUUAUGGUAUAAAUAGUGAAUCUGAUAUUUAUUUGAUCCAUUCUAUUACUCUAUAGGAGAAAUAAUAUGUAAGAGUCUUAUGUGUGAAGCUUUUGUACUUAACUAAACCAGGCUUAUAGUUGACAGUUCGUAAAAUUAUGGCAUCAGUGAGACUCCUUCAGCCGACUCUCCGAAAUGGUAAACGGGCUUGGCGGAAUGGAUCGUUGUGGUUUGCAUCGCAGCCACUAAGGAGAGAAAGACAACUACCAAUCUUGUCUUACAUAUCUACGAAUGUUUCCUUUAACCAAAGUCAAACUCGGUCUUUUGCCACUGCUAGUAUUAAGCACCAAGGUGCCUUGAACCAAGUCGUCGGCGAGGACAAGGUGUUGCGAUGCCCCUUCCAAGACUCCAUGGCUCCCGUCCCCGGCGGCUCGAUCGUCCUGCACGUCAUGAAGGCCUUGGAGGAAAAUGCGGACAAAGUGGCUCUGAUAGAUGGAGUUACAAGUGAAGAACUGACCUCGAAGGACCUGCAACAGAGAGGCAUUAAGGUAGCUUCAGGGUUAAAGCGACGUGGCUUUGGCGUAGGAGAUGUGCUGUGUAUCCUAUCCCCAAACACCAUUCACUAUCCUGCUGUGUUCCUUGGUGCCACGCUUAAUGGAGGCAUUGUCAGCCUUGCAAAUCCAGCUUAUAAUGCAGAUGAGUUUGAACACAUAGUAAAGAAUUCAGGUGCCACAUGGAUAGCUGUCGGGGCUGGCUUAGAGAAGACUGCCCUUGAAGUGGCACAGCGUGUUGGGAACAUCAAGGAGAUCUUUGUGUUUGAAGGCCAGGCUGAGGGUUGUUCACUGUUCCAGGAGUUGUUAGAUGAUACGGGAGAUCUAUAUGCGCCCCAUACUCAGGUCGAUCCAGUUAAUGACGUAGUUGUUCUGCCGUAUUCCUCGGGCACUACUGGUCUUCCGAAGGGUGUAAUGGUGACACAUAGAAAUCUUGCUGCAGCUUUUAUGCAGUUCAGAGAUCCACGUACCUUGGGCUUAAACAGCAAUGAUGUCAUGAUGUUAUUCUUACCCUUCUUCCACUCACUCGGCUUCAUCAUGAUGUUCUCCUCACUUAUUAAUGAUUAUAAGGCAGUCAUGUUACCAAGAUUUAUUCCAGACCUUUUUCUGAAAGUCGUACAGGAACAUAAGGUAUCAUGCAUGGCUGUGGUGCCACCUGUGGUCUUGUUUUUGGCUCAGUCUCCAGCUGUAGAUAAAUACAACCUCACAUCACUUAGGAGGAUGUACUGUGCUGCAGCUCCAUUGUCAGCUGAUGUACAAGAAGCUGUGAUAAAAAGGCUUGGUGGCUCACUAGAGUUGUGCCAAGGUUAUGGGAUGACUGAGUCUGUGGCUUGUAUUUCACUCUGUUCACAAGAAAACAGGUUGGGAUCUAUUGGUCAGCUUUCCGGAUACAUGGAGUUGAAGAUUGUUGAUAUAGAAAUGAGAGAACCAUUAGGCCCAAACCAAGAAGGAGAAAUAUGUAUUAAUGGUCCCCAGAUAACUCCAGGAUAUUAUAAAAAUCAAAAGGCAACUGAUGAAACUUUUGCCGCUGACGGAUGGCUUAAAACAGGUGAUGUCGGGUACUUUGAUGAUGAGGGCUUCCUUUAUAUUGUAGAUCGGCUUAAAGAAUUAAUCAAAUACAAAGGACUGCAGGUUGCACCGGCGGAAUUAGAAGGAUUAUUAUUGCAGCAUGAAGAUAUUGUAGAUGCCGCUGUUGUUGGUAAGAAACACGAUCGUUAUGGAGAACUUCCAACGGCCUUUGUAGUUAAGAAACCUGAUUCACAUGUUACAGCUGAAGAUGUACAGCAGUUUAUUGCAGGUAAAGUGAGCAACCACAAGCACUUGCAUGGAGGAGUAGUCUUCAUGGAUGCCAUUCCUAAAAAUGCAAGUGGCAAGAUUUUGAGGAAAGAAAUCAAGAAAAUGGCAGAACAGUUAUAAGGGACUUUGUUAUAAACUUGACGACUGUGAUUUUUUUCAGUUUGUAAGUUUGUUUGUGUUUAUCCCAUUGUCUCCAAGGCAGCAUGAAGAUAUGGAAGGACCUUGGGUUUAAAGGCUUACAGUAAUGUUAA
Messenger RNA from Penaeus monodon (black tiger shrimp), 2166 nucleotides. RefSeq names its product probable 4-coumarate--CoA ligase 1. Bases 227 to 2035 code for a protein of 602 amino acids. NCBI's taxonomy places the organism in Eukaryota, Metazoa, Arthropoda, Malacostraca, Decapoda, Penaeidae. The record is from RefSeq and is a predicted model, not a curated record. Gene Ontology annotation, molecular function: CoA-ligase activity. The transcript is spliced from 13 exons.